Molecule: messenger RNA, 1074 nt
Organism: Cladophialophora psammophila CBS 110553
Lineage: Eukaryota; Fungi; Ascomycota; Eurotiomycetes; Chaetothyriales; Herpotrichiellaceae
Product: D-xylulose reductase A
Exons: 2
Coding region: 1-1074 (357 amino acids)
Biological process (GO): D-sorbitol catabolic process
Molecular function (GO): zinc ion binding; L-iditol 2-dehydrogenase (NAD+) activity
Source: RefSeq, a predicted model, not a curated record
AUGGCCACGGGAACGCAAACGAAGGAGAACAACUCCUUCGUCCUCCGCGGGAUCAAAGACGUAUUCUUUGAAGAUCGACCCAUACCCAAGCUUACAGGACCUCGGGAUGUCCUCCUUCAAGUCAAUUACACUGGAAUCUGCGGUUCGGAUGUUCACUACUGGCAACAUGGUAGAAUAGGACACUUCGUGGUCAAGGAGCCUAUGGUCCUUGGCCAUGAGUCCGCAGGGACCGUGCUAGAAGUAGGAUCCGGUGUCAAGAGCCUGAAGAAGGGAGACCGCGUCGCGAUGGAGCCAGGCAUUCCAUGCCGGCACUGCGUGCGGUGUAAGGAAGGGAAAUACAAUCUGUGUCCCGACAUGGCAUUUGCAGCGACUCCGCCGUACGAUGGUACGUUGGCAAAAUACUAUGUCCUUCCAGAGGACUUCUGCUACAAGCUGCCCGACAAUAUGACACUGGAAGAGGGCGCUUUGAUGGAGCCCCUUGCUGUGGGAGUACAUAUCACCAAACAAUCGGGACUCAGGCAGGGUGACACAGUGGUUGUUUUUGGGGCUGGGCCUGUAGGACUUCUCUGUUGCGCUGUUGCUAAAGCUUUGGGUGCAAGCAAGGUUGUCGCGGUGGACAUUAACACCGAACGACUCGAGUUCGCCAAAUCCUUUGCAGCAACAUCAACAUUCGUGCCCUCCAAAGUCUCAGCGGCGGAAAAUGCGCAGAGGCUGAAGGACGAAAAUGACCUCCCAGCAGGAGCAGAUGUUGCUAUUGACGCCAGUGGAGCAGAACCCAGCGUUCAAACGGCCAUUCAUGUCCUCCGCAUGGGCGGCAGUUAUGUGCAAGGUGGGAUGGGUCGAGACGAAAUUACUUUCCCGAUCAUGGCUGCGUGCACCAAAGAACUCACGGUCAAGGGCAGCUUCCGAUACGGCCCCGGCGAUUAUGCAAUGGCCGUGGACCUGGCUGGCAGUGGCAAGAUCGAUGUGAAGCGGUUGAUUAGCAGGAAAGUCAAUUUCGACGAUGCAGAGCAGGCCUUUGAGGAUGUGAAGGCUGGAAAAGCCAUCAAAGUGCUGAUCGAGGGGCCAAAGUAG